AGAAAUAAAAAAACCAUGUGGACUUUCUCUCAAAUCCCUUUCAAUUCCGGAAAGCCAUAUCCAAAGGAAAUAUUCUCUACCUUUUCCCACCCAAAAAAUCCCCAAGCCAACCAAAUUCACUCGUUCCAUAUCUCUCUCUUUUCUAUUCUGUUCUUUUGUUUUUGUUCCUUCACCAAUCACUUGUGCAGCAAACCCCGUCUUCUGCCCUGUGGCACGACUGAAUCCUCUCCGGGAAUAUGAUGUCCCGGCAACCGAACGGGGAGGACCUGGUCUCUUCGGAAAAUCCCAGCGGGUGGAUUUUUGAUGAUUAUGGUUUGUUGGAGGACAUUCCUGUCCCUGGUGGUGAUCUUCCCUCACUUGACCCGGCAGCCCCAAUCUGGUCAUCUCAGUCCCUUCCUUGCUCCACUCCUCCUCUCAGUGUUGAAUUUAAUGAAUCGUUUGGGAAUUCAGACAGUCUUAACGAAACAGGCUUCCGAAAACGGGCGAGGUCUGGAUCAUGCAGUGCAUCUGGCUCCAAAGCUUGCAGAGAAAAGAUGCGAAGGGAUAGGCUAAAUGACAGGUUCCUGGAAUUGGGUUCUAUCCUAGAUCCUGGAAGGCCUCUCAAAGUGGAUAAGGCUGUUAUAUUGGUUGAUGCCGUUCGGAUGGUUACUCAAUUACGGGAUGAAGCCCAAAAACUGAGGGAGUCAAAUGAGAGUCUGCAGGAGAAGAUCAAUGAGCUAAAGGCUGAAAAGAAUGAACUUCGUGAUGAGAAACAGAGGCUAAAGACUGAAAAAGAGAAUCUCGAGCAGCAAGUCAAGGCCUUGGGUACUCAGCCAGGAUUCCUACCUCAUCCUCCUGCUAUUCCAACUCCAUUUUCUACUCCAGGCCAAGUUGUUGGUGGCAAGCUGGUGCCCUUCGUUGGCUACCCUGGAGUUUCCAUGUGGCAGUUCUUGCCUCCUGCUUCUGUUGAUACGUCACAGGAUCAUAUUCUCCGCCCUCCAGUUGCAUAAGCUGGCAGGCUGUUAUUUUGUGUCUGCCGUCCUCAUCAUAAAGAGCCAUUGUUCAUUACUAUAUUUGUCAUUGAUCGUGGUGGUUUUCUUUUCAUUUUGUCCUUUUCACCCUUUACGCCCCCCCCUUGGGAAAGAGUAUGACAACUGAAAGCCAUGUGCGUAGCUUGAAACUCUCAUCAAUUGAGUGCUCAGAUGAUAACAUCUAAUUUUGUACAACUAAAUUUUGGUAAAUUAUGUUGCCAAAUCUUUUAAUCUAUGCCUAUGUUUGCUAAAGUAAGAAUAUCAUGCAGUUAGUUACAAGCUACACAGCUUGUGUAAUUUGGACUUAAACUUAAGUAAA
Messenger RNA from Theobroma cacao (cacao), 1329 nucleotides. RefSeq names its product transcription factor ILR3-like. Gene Ontology annotation, biological process: regulation of DNA-templated transcription; intracellular iron ion homeostasis. The record is from RefSeq and is a predicted model, not a curated record. NCBI's taxonomy places the organism in Eukaryota, Viridiplantae, Streptophyta, Magnoliopsida, Malvales, Malvaceae. Gene Ontology annotation, molecular function: DNA-binding transcription factor activity; protein dimerization activity.